Messenger RNA from Mus pahari (shrew mouse), 2217 nucleotides. It is a transcript of the gene Agk, whose product is annotated as acylglycerol kinase. Gene Ontology annotation, molecular function: ATP-dependent diacylglycerol kinase activity; ceramide kinase activity; acylglycerol kinase activity. The record is from RefSeq and is a predicted model, not a curated record. Gene Ontology annotation, biological process: ceramide biosynthetic process; protein insertion into mitochondrial inner membrane. The coding region runs from base 79 to 1344 and encodes 421 amino acids. The transcript has 16 exons. Gene Ontology annotation, cellular component: mitochondrion; TIM22 mitochondrial import inner membrane insertion complex. NCBI's taxonomy places the organism in Eukaryota, Metazoa, Chordata, Mammalia, Rodentia, Muridae.
GUUUCCCUGAAAAGAGAGGGAGAGUUUUGUGAGAGCACACAGGAAAGGCCGGGCGCUGGGCGGCGGGCAGCGGAGAAGAUGACUGCAGUCUUUAAAACGCUUCGAAAUCACUGGAAGAAAACUACAGCUGGGCUCUGUUUGCUGACAUGGGGAGGUCACUGGCUCUACGGAAAGCACUGUGAUAACCUGCUAAGAAGAGCAGCCUGUCAAGAAGCUCAGGUGUUUGGCAACCAGCUCAUCCCUCCCAAUGCACAAGUGAAGAAAGCCACCGUCUUUCUCAAUCCUGCAGCUUGCAAAGGCAAAGCCAGAACUCUAUUUGAAAAGAAUGCUGCCCCAAUUUUACACCUGUCUGGCAUGGAUGUGACUGUUGUCAAGACGGAUUAUGAGGGACAAGCCAAGAAGCUCCUGGAGCUGAUGGAAAGCACAGAUGUGAUCAUUGUCGCUGGAGGAGACGGCACACUGCAGGAGGUUGUUACUGGAGUACUGAGAAGAACAGAUGAGGCUACCUUCAGUAAGAUUCCAAUUGGAUUUAUCCCGCUGGGACAGACCAGUAGUUUGAGUCACACUCUCUUUGCUGAAAGUGGAAACAAAGUCCAACAUAUUACAGAUGCCACACUUGCCAUUGUGAAAGGAGAGACUGUUCCACUUGAUGUCUUACAGAUCAAGGGUGAAAAAGAACAACCUGUGUAUGCAAUGACUGGUCUCCGGUGGGGAUCCUUCAGAGAUGCUGGCGUCAAAGUUAGCAAGUACUGGUAUCUUGGUCCACUAAAAACCAAAGCAGCCCACUUUUUCAGCACUCUUCAGGAGUGGCCUCAGACUCAUCAAGCCUCCAUCUCUUAUACGGGACCUAUAGAGAGACCUCCCAUUGAGCCUGAAGAGACUCCUCCCAGGCCGUCUCUGUACAGGAGAAUAUUACGUAGGCUUGCCUCAUUCUGGGCACAGCCACAGGAUGCCUCCUCCCGAGAGGUGAGUCCUGAGGUCUGGAAAGAUGUACAGCUGUCCACCAUUGAACUGUCCAUCACAACUCGAAACACCCAACUCGACUUCAUGAGCAAAGAGGACUAUAUGAACAUUUGCAUUGAGCCUGACACUGUCAGCAAAGGAGAUUUCAUAAUCAUAGGAAGUAAGAAGGUGAGAGACCCUGGUCUGCGUGCAGCUGGCACCGAGUGCCUCCAAGCCAGCCACUGUACUCUGGUUCUUCCUGAGGGAACUGAGGGCUCCUUCAGCAUUGACAGUGAGGAGUAUGAAGCCAUGCCUGUGGAGGUCAAACUACUGCCCAGAAAACUGCAGUUCUUCUGUGAUCCGAGGAAGAGAGAGCAAAUGCUGCAGAGCACAUCCCAGUGAGCGGUAGCAUGGCGGGCACUCCCAGGCUGCACUGCAAGCCACCAGUGGGACCACAAGGGGGUGUGUGUGCUUCUGUCCCCAGAGUGUCACAGGAUCCCAAGGGAAUUCAUGGCAAGUACCCCCAACCCCUCCUGUUUUCUUCCUAGAGCACAUACCAUGUCAUGCACUUGUGGUCAGUACCAUGUUAACCCCUGCUUUCCUUAUGUUGAGGUAGUUGAUCCCUCUUACACAGUGGUUGUCUCAGGCUGGUUCUAGGACGUUCUUGCACUCACUGAGUUGGGAAGGGCUAGAGUUUUGUGAUUGUCCCACAGUGGAGGGUGGAAUCUGGCUCUCCGACCAUCCUGGGGCAUCCCAGGGAAGCAACUGCUGUCUCCGGGAGCCUCUCCCUCUUUCUAGGCUCUCUCAUGGGCGCUGCUCCUUUGUGAGCUCUCUGCUUUGGUUGGUUGGUCUCAUCUGGAAAGCAAAUGUGACGUUGUUCCCUCUUUAGUCAUGGCAGACAUAUUGUAAAACGCUAUUUUAAAACAAACUAGUGCUUCCUCAUUGUUAGUUUGCAUGUGUACAACUGAGACGCAUGUUGAAAACUAACUGAUCUGGGACCCACCCCCAAACUUUGUAACUCAACCUGGCAGAAGGCUAGGGUUCUUCAUUUUAAGAUGGCUUCCCCAGGUGAAUCAACCAUACCAGGAGAAAGUGUUUUAAGUCUACUUCAUAAACUUAAAUGUAUUAUAUAUAUAUAUAUAUAUUUUUAAAAAUCACAUAUUUGUGUUGACAUCUAUUGUUUCAAUGGGAAGUUAAACCCUCGUCAGUGUACUUACUAGUGUUGUGUAAAUAUUGUUUGAAAAUAAAACCUGUUUCAUCAUUCUUUUAAACAUA